This is a messenger RNA of Cynara cardunculus var. scolymus (artichoke), 605 nucleotides long. RefSeq names its product MICOS complex subunit Mic10-like. Bases 118 to 390 code for a protein of 90 amino acids. NCBI's taxonomy places the organism in Eukaryota, Viridiplantae, Streptophyta, Magnoliopsida, Asterales, Asteraceae. The transcript has 3 exons. The record is from RefSeq and is a predicted model, not a curated record. Gene Ontology annotation, cellular component: mitochondrial inner membrane; mitochondrion; MICOS complex.
CCCUCGGCGGUCGUGGUGACAAUAAGCAAAAUCAGAUUACUUUUUUAUAGAUUUGCAUAGAAAGCAAAGAUCAAAGAAGGUGAAUAACGUCUUGCUAAUUUCAUCCAAAAAAAAAAAAUGGCUGAAAAUAAAGAGAUUCCGUCUCAAUAUGACCUGAAUGCCAAGUGGGAUGCCUGUCUGGAUUUGGGUGUUCGUCGGUUCGUAUACUCCUCCGCUACCGGUGCUUUCGCCGGCCUUCUCUUAUUCCGUUCUCCUGUUACACGCUGGGCAUCGAUUGCUUUUGGUGCAGGAGUGGGUAUUGGAUCUGCAUACUCAGAUUGCUCGCAGAAAUUUGAUGGGUCGAGGGUAACAUCUCCAAGUGUUGCCGAGACACCAGUUGCUAAGGAGUGAAAUGAGGAUUGAAGAUUGAUUGUGGAAGUGUAAGAGAAGAUUGUUGAUGUUCAACUGAAAUGAAAUGGGUUUUGAUUUUUAACCUUUGUAUGAAUUAGAAGAGUAAUAAGUUGGGGGCAAUGUACUCUUUUGUUACAUUACUUACAUAUCAUGUACAAUCAAAUAUAUUUGUCUAGGUGCUGCUCAUUCAUGAAAUUCAGGUUUUUUUUUGACAA